CACGCCUCCUCGUUCAUCAGCAUCUCUGGUUCACCUCCUCGUCCUCGUCCUCGUUCUCGGCUUUUGGACAGCGACGCGCACGCUCUUGUGCUUCUUGACGAUGGGGAAGGCAGGCUCACGUAGUGCACGCAAAGCUAGCCUGAUUGCCUUUGGAGUCAUCGCUCUUGCCGCCUUCGCCUGUGCGGUAGACGCUACGGGCAAGGUUGGGGAGGAUGUUCAAGUUGUUGACCAGGCUGCGGAAGCCUCUAGGGCAUACAAGCAAGCCAUCUCCACGCUCUCCACGCUGACCGCUCUACCGCCAUCCCAGACAGAGGAUCCGAGCCUCUACCUUUCGUACGGCAACAAUGGAUUCCAGUUCUCGUCACUAUUUCCCAGCAUCCAGGGCCAUGGACCAAUCUCGAGCGCGAUGCGAAUAGCGGUGAAGCUCCUCCACCAGUCAUGGCUGCCCGCGUCCUUGACGGGCUACGUGAAAGAUGAACUAAGCGGAGGGAGGCAGAAGGAUACGGAACUACAUGGCAAGGCAGUCAAGGUCAUUGACCUUUUGCAACAUGCAGCGGAUCUCGGGCAUACGGAUGCUUUGUACACGUUGGCACAGAUUUCUUUGCUGCCGCCUAAUAGCUACUUCCCGUCGGACCCCCAGCUUGGACAUGAUUCCUACUCUACUCAUGCACAGCUGACGGGGAAUGCGUCCUCUCAAACUAUGCUAGGUUUCUUCCAUUCGACUGGUUACCACGGCGUCGUUCCUAUAGACCAAGCAAAGGCACAAUUGUACCUCACCUUCGCCGCACAUGGCGGACACAAAGGCGCGCAGAUGGCACUCGGCUACAGAUAUUGGGCGGGCAUCGGUGUUGCCGAGAACUGUAUGGACUCACUCGCCUGGUACGAAGAUGCAGCGGAACAAACGAUGGCGAAGUUCCUGUCCGGCCCUCCGGGUGGCCGCACGCUUCCUCUCGCUGCGCCGAAGUUGUCUGACCUUGUCGGUGGUGUCUUCGGUCCCGGCGCGAGCGUGGCGUCCACGGGACUCCAGGCGGGCAGACCAGUCAUCAAGACUGCUCGUGCUCGGGCAGCGGGAGAGACAUGGGAAGAUCUCCUUGAAUACUACUUGUUCAACGCGGACCGCGGCGAGACCGACUUCGCCUUCCGUCUGGGCAAAAUAUUUUAUCAGGGCAGUAUAUAUGGGCUGCCUGGCGGUACCUCCUCGGGCGGCGAAGGCGCGAGUGCCAUCCCACGGGACUUCGCGCGCGCCCGCUACUACUUCCUGCGGAUCGCACGGCAAGUCUGGCCGCGGGACCACGGCGACGUGCGCGACACCUCCACGCAAGCCCUCCGUGAAGAGAACCCGACGCUCGCCGCGUACGCGGCGCUCGCUGCGGGCUACCUCGGGCGGAUGUACCUCCGCGGGGAGGGCGUCAAGGCGGACGCAGCGACGGCGAAGAUGUGGCUUGACCGCGGAGCGGGGUUCAACGAGAAGGAGAGCCACAACGGGCUGGGCAUCAUAUGGAGGGACGGGCUGGUCGAAGGGCGCAAGGACGCGAAGAAGGCGAUGCAUCAUUUCACGGUCGCGGCGGGGCAGGAGUUGGCGGAGGCCGCAGUCAACCUGGGGAAGAUGCACUAUGAGCGGGGCGACGUGAAGGUGGCUGCGUCCUACUUCGAGACGGCGAUGCGCCAUGGCUCGCCGUUCGAGGCGUACUACUACCUCGCGGAAAUUCAGGCCGCUCAGGCACGGAGCAACAUAGCCAACCCGCAUAUCGCAGGGAGCUCGUGCUCUGUAGCGGUGUCGUUCUUCAAGGUCGUCACGGAGCGCGGCGUGUGGGACGAGGACCUCCUGGGCGACGCGGCGGAGCUUUGGGAGUUCGGCAUGGAGAGGGACCAUGAGAUGGCGAUGUUGAGGUGGUGGAUCGCUGCUGAGCGGGGCAACGAGGUCGCUCAGAACAACCUUGCAUUCGUUCUUGACCAAGACAAAAGCAUCUUGCGCUUCACGAGAUUCGCGCCCACCUCACCCUCAAAUGACACAGCCCGAGUCGCUCUCACCCAAUGGAUCCGAUCAGCAGCCCAGCGCAACGUCGACUCCCUCGUCAAAGUGGGCGACUACUACUACCAUGGGUUGGGUGUCCCUGACGAGCCUGAGAACGUGCGUUGGGAGAAGGCGGCGGGCUACUACCAGUCUGCGGCCGACACCCAGAUGAGCGCGCUGGCGAUGUGGAAUCUUGGGUGGAUGUAUGAGAACGGCAUUGGCGUUCCUCAAGACUUCCACUUAGCGAAGCGCCAUUACGAUCUGGCUCUAGAAACCAACAGUGAGGCGUCGAUGCCUGUCUCGAUCUCGCUGUUGAAGUUGCACGCUCGGAGUUUGUGGCGAACUCUUACCGGGCGCUCCGGCGGACUGAGUAUAUGGGGCGACGACGAUGAUGAGAACAGUGGGUCUCGUCAACCCCCACACGGACGCACGAUCGAAGGCGGCGAAGAGGCAGACGACACGCAGGCUGCAGCCGGAGAGCCCGCAGCCGAGAUCGAUGAGUACGAGGACGGAGCUUGGUACUUUGGGAAGGCCCGCGAAGAGUUCAACAAGCGGAAGAAGACCGGCCAGAACGUCGACCGUGCACGCCACGACGACGACGAUCCGGUACAGUGGGCGAGGCAACGCAAGCAAGCCGAGGCCGAUCGCGAAGGCGACUUCGGCCCUGAAGACUACUUCGACGCCGCUACGCGCCGUGGCAGAGAUGACGAUGAAGACGACUUCACAGAGACCAUGCUCCUUGUGGUCGUCUGCAUCAUGGUAUCUGUGCUAAUUUACGUUCGUGGGCGCUGGAUGGACCGCAUUCGGAGAGAUGCCCAACAACAAGAACAACAGGGAAAUGGUGGCCAGGCACCUCCGGUGGAUUGGCAAGCACCACUACUAUAGUGAUGCGUGCGGGUCGGAUGGUUUCCGUGGACAUUUGGUCGCUAAAACACGUCGUUGUCUGUAUCGAUACCGGAAUGGAGGACGCUUAUCUCAGGUGGUGCUGAUGUGGUCAUGAGAUAGCCAGGAUAGAGUUCAUC
Molecule: messenger RNA, 3036 nt
Organism: Rhodofomes roseus
Lineage: Eukaryota; Fungi; Basidiomycota; Agaricomycetes; Polyporales; Fomitopsidaceae
Product: HCP-like protein
Exons: 10
Coding region: 101-2899 (932 amino acids)
Biological process (GO): ERAD pathway
Cellular component (GO): endoplasmic reticulum membrane
Molecular function (GO): protein binding
Source: RefSeq, a predicted model, not a curated record